CGUCUGUCUUCCUCUUGCAGUGUGGUUAUCUGUGGUGAUUUGUGUCUGCUUUCAGUUUGUUGUGGAAAUGUGACUCUGGUUGGAGCUCCCCUUGGUUUGUUUUUGUUUGUUUUUUUAGUUGUUGGGUUUUUUUUUAUUAUUAUUAUUAUUCCUCCUCUGCAUGGUGUGUGUACAGCGCUGAUAGGGAAUGCUAUGGCUGAGCUUUUAGCGGCGCAUUUCAGCGGCGGGCUUGUGGCGGCAAAGCUUGGCGGCGGUGAGCGGCCGGUGUGUGGCAACCCUGGCACGGGAGCGCUGUGGCGAGAUCUGGGCUUUGUUGCCCAGAGAUAUGUAGUGAAGGAUGAAUUUCACCCCUUCAUCGAGGCCCUCCUGCCCCAUGUCCGUGCCUUCUCCUACACCUGGUUCAACCUGCAGGCCCGCAAGCGCAAGUACUUCAAGAAGCACGAGAAGAGGAUGAGCAAGGACGAGGAGCGCGCCGUGAAGGACGAGCUGCUGGGCGAGAAGCCGGAGAUCAAGCAGAAGUGGGCCUCGCGCCUGCUGGCCAAGCUCCGCAAGGACAUCCGGCCGGAGUUCCGCGAGGACUUCGUGCUCACCAUCACGGGCAAGAAGCCCCCCUGCUGCGUGCUGUCCAACCCCGACCAGAAGGGGAAGAUCCGCCGCAUCGACUGCCUCCGCCAGGCCGACAAGGUGUGGCGGCUGGACCUGGUGAUGGUCAUCCUGUUCAAGGGCAGCCCCCUGGAGAGCACGGACGGAGAGCGGCUGGUCAAGUCGCCCCAGUGCUCCAACCAUGGCCUGUGCGUCCAGCCGCACCACAUCGGGGUGACGGUAAAGGAGCUGGAUCUCUACCUGGCCUACUUCGUCCACACACCAGAACAAUCAGGACAAUCAGACAGUUCAAACCAGCAAGGAGACACAGACGUCAAACCCCCAGCAAACGGCCACUUGAGUUUCCAGGACUGCUUCGUGACUUCAGGGGUGUGGAACGUGGCCGAGCUGGUCCGCGUGUCGCAGACUCCAGUAGCCACGGCGACAGGCCCCAACUUCUCUCUGGCAGACCUGGACAGCCCAGGUUACUACAACAUCAACCAGGUCACCCUGGGACGCCGUUCCAUCACCUCCACCCCCUCCACCAGGACUGAAAUGGAGCUUUAUGCAAGUCUCCCACGGAGCUCCAACAAGCGUAAGUCCAUCGACGACAGUGAGAUGGAGAGCCCUGUGGACGAUGUGUUUUACUCGGGCCGCUCCCCGGCCGCCGGCAGCAGCUCCCAGUCCAGCGGCUGGCCCAAUGACGUGGAUGCAGUGCAGCACCAUUUGGCCAGUGUGCAGGAGAGGAAGAUUAAGCAUGAGAGCGAUGGAGUGCAGUUUCCUUACCAUGGACUCUCGUCGCCUGGUUCUCAUAAGAAGCUGGGGAAAUUCGAUUUCAGCGCCCUGUCCUCCCAGACGAGGUCCCCCCGCAUGGCGUUCACCCACCACCCACUGCCAAUGCUGGCAGGAGUGAGACCAGGGAGUCCCCGUGCUUCAGCCUCGGCCCUACACUUCCCGUCCCCCUCCAUCAUCCAGCAGUCUAGCCCCUACUUCACCCACCCCACCAUACGAUACCACCACCACCCCGGACAGGACCCCCUGAAGGAAUUUGUGCAGUUCGUCUGUGCCGAUGGCUCAGGGCAGGCCUCCGGACAGCCGAACGGGAGCGGCCAGAGCAAAAUGCCAGGCUCCUUCUUGCUGCCUCCACCUCCCCCAGUGGCCCGCCCAGUGCCCCUCCCCAUGCCCGACUCUAAAUCCAACAGCACGCCCCCUGACGGCGGACUCUCCUCGCCCGCAUCUCCGUCAUACUCCACGCCAGGCGCCACAGCUCCCAACAGGUUUGUCGGCAUCGGAUCACGGGACAACAACUUUCUGAACAUCCCGCAGCAGACACAGUCUUGGUUCCUCUGACAAGAUCUGUGCACAAACCAGCAAAUAGAUAUCUUUCUUUACAAUUCAAAAUGAGAAAAAAAAAAGAACAGAGAAACAACCUGCAGGACGACAGUAAUUGUCUUACCAACCCGCCGACCAGCCCUGACAGUACGUCUCAUCUGAUACGAAAUAUAACCAAGCAACGCAGGAAAUUACAGUUGCAUGACGCUUCUAGUGGAACCCUGGACAUAUUCAGUCAGAGGGGGAGGACCUGAUUUGGGUGAAGAGGGAAAGACGAACGGAUGGACUCGAAGGAGGCUGGGAGGAAGAUGGAGCUGAGGAGGACGCGGUACCCAGGCCUCCUCACGCCCAGGAACCACAGCAGCGAUGCGGAAGCGACAAGCGGACGUGGGGCAGCGGUCGGCUUCUCCUGCUUUCCAAGGACGCAUUGUGAAACAAAUGGCUACGGAAAAAACAAAUCAACAGUCCAGCAAGCUACAAAAACUUCACCCACAACGAACCCAGGACCCAAAUGAGACGAUGAGCGUCCAGUCAGAACAGCGGCCCAGGCUCCUGCGAUCUCGUCAUCGCCCAGAGCGAAACCCGAUUGGCUCCUCUUGCCCGGCCAACAAAUUAGCAAGCGACCAUGCCAAACCGUAUCUUGAUUUAAAGUUGCACUACAAGCUGAAUCAGUCAACACUAACCCUUAACGAUGUGCACUAUUUACCUACGAGGCAUGGGAGGUGAACCACACUCGCCGAGAUGAUUUUUACGUUCUACGAAAAGGAAACGCACCACAAGGUACAAGAAGCCUCCAGGCGUCCUCCACCCGGCAUGGUUCCAUUCAGCCAAUCACUGGUCUCCCCUUUGCUCACAACGUUGUCGGUCUGUGUGCCAUGACUGCAGGAUUUCCCACCUUUCAGUUCAUGAUAUUUCUAUAUGUAUAUGUAAAAGCUUUCCUUCUUUUUUUUGUUUUACCCGAUAAUCUCAGUAAAUUCCCUCCACACACGAUGCGCUGAGAAAUUUCACCGCCAUUGGCAGCAGCUACGAGUUUCGCCCCCAAUCGUCCCCUUUUUGUAACAUAGAUGAACGCUGACUAAUUCUUUUUCCCUCGCGUGUUUUUUUUUUUUCUUAUUUGAAUUGACUCCUUUUUGGAUUUGUACUAUUUUCUAAUUGUUUUUGUAUUUGAAUGGCAGCACCUUAAAGCGAGAGAAGAAGAAGCGAUAUGUCGGGGGGCAAAGAACACGGAGCGGCUGGCUAACCCGGAGAAAAAUAGUGCUUGUAAGAACUUGGGGAAUAUGCCCACCUGCUGUUUUAGAUGUGGAGAUUGGUAUGAAACCCAUGGGGAGCUACAGUGAGCAGCUGGUUAGACAGCAGUUAAAUCAAAACAGUGUCCAGAGACGGAUACGGCCAUGUUAACUUUAAAUCUCUUGAGUAUUUAAUAAGAAGUGACUGUAUCAGACAGGAUGGCGGAAACGGAGAAUGAUUUUGGAGCUAGGUUGAACAAAAACGUGAGGUUAUAGUUCGUUUUUUUUAUUAUUCUUAAGAAUCCCUGGAAAAUGAUGACAAUCACUUGCUUGAGAAGAAGGGAGUCAAACGGUAAAUAUGUUUGACCUACCAUUUGUCAGUACUUGACUGAUUAAAGUCUGAGGUUGUUAGGAAAAAGCACCUAGUGGCUACAGGUGUUAUUGCACUUUAAUUCACUUAGCAUUUACUUGACACUUUGACUGACUGUGUGGUCCGUUUCCACUUGGAAGGCAGAAUUUGAGACAAAAGCAGGACAAAUGAACUGGAUCCUCACCCAGCCCAAUCUCAGAAUCCAAAAUGGCUGAUGUGCGUGUCACAUGUAGUGAUGGUUAGAGCGCUAAACUGUUUAUCCGCACUUCCGAUGGUACGUGUCGCUUGUUAAUGGACAUGUUGCUAGUGCUAAUGAUUAGCCUCACAGUGGAUUGUGAUAAUUAACACUUAAAGAAUAAUUGUGUUGAAAAUCUGUCAGCAGGUAGUGAGUGUCUUACCUGGAGUUGGUAGCUUUUUAAAUGCAGAUGCGUUAGCCCCAGAGGCUGAAGCUAGCAGCUGAUCCAUGGUCAAACAUUUUUUUCAAUCCGAAGAGAGUUUUUAUUUUCUUUCUUGCUUGAUUCUACCAAAUGUUUCAAGAUAAAAAUUAUUAAAUAUUUUUGACCAAAUUAAAACUCUUACAGAGGGGAAAAACACAUUUUCUGAAUGAAACCAGUGGCUUUUUACGGAAACUUUAACACAACAGAUGUUUAUCUGUGGUCUUUUUAGGCUUCAUUCACACAAAUGUUACCCAAAUUGACUCGAUUUUGGGCUCGGAUGCGACCUACACCCAGCUUUUUCACAUCAGUCUGAACGGCCUGAUUCCGAUCUUUUCACUCAAAAAAAAAAAAAAAUCAAGCAGAUAUUUAUUCAAACAGGAAAUGGAAGUAAGAGGUGGUGCGCCAUCGAUAAUCCUGCGACAAACGAUGCGCCAGUAUAUCCAUGCCAUAUCCCAAUUGAGAUGAUCUUGUGUCUUAUUAAGUUUAGACUCCAAUAUGAUAUUUAAAAGUAGUUUAACCCAUUUAUGAACCUUCUGGCGCCAUGUUUAAUUCCUAACAGGAAGCCGUGGUUGUUUUGACGGACUCUGGUUGGCUGGCGUAGUUUUGAGCUUUGCGCUACACUGCCCCCUGUGUGUUUGGCAUGUUUAAAACAACGCUCACUGGCGUGUCUGUGGGAUUUGGUGUGGAUGAAAGGUUUUCUGAAAAGUGUCUACAAUAUUUUUAAAACAAAUGUGGUGGAGAUAUUCAUUUUUAUAAAAAUCUAUCCCCCCCCCAAACGUGUUAGCUUCAGCCUCUGGAACAAGUGAAGAUGUCAACACAGGAUGUCACUUAAAAAAAAUCACAUCCUCUAAUUUGGAUUUGAGUUCAUUUUCAAAAGUUAAAGCUUCAUCUUUCGUGUGUGAUUGAGAAAACGGGUUCACAUACAACUGAUCUAACAGCUGUCAGCUGUAGCUUCCUACUGAUGUUAUCAGUUUCCUCAUCCAGCAAUCAAAGAAGCAUAUUAUCCCAAAUAAUUGUUUUAUUGACAUGAUUUAAUUGUUCUUCUACCAGAAGGCCCUUUACUGUAGGAAAAAGGAAAAAUCGAGUGGGGUUUUGACAAUCACGGGAUUUAUUUUAUUUGUAUUAUUCCUGGAGACAGACAAGCUGAACCGGUUAGACAACAGAAACACCUGCUCCGAGAUCUCCAUCUAGUCGACUAUAUUUUUAAAAAAAUUACAAUUUGUAAGUUUAUCCUGUUGUUUACACUCCCAGAUAGGCUGCUGCUCCAAGAGCUGAGGGGGCCACACUGCGGAGAAAAAUGAUUGUCACUUUUUUUUUUCUCUUUUUUGUUUGAACGGAGGCCUACGAGGUCAAGGGUCAAACGUGUGUGCCAGUUUGUCUGUCAACGCCCUGUGACAGUAAAAUUUUAUAGUUGUCACGGUUACGCCCCACAGCAAAUGCAUGCACUCACUCACACCAGCACCCCCCCCCCCACCCUCCUCCACCCAAAAGCCAUUUUAAAUGGAAGAGCCCUUAUAGAUCAAAUAACUGCACUGAUACAAUCAUGCCAGCCAAUCGUAUAAGUCAAAAAAAAUAAUUUUGUAAGCAUGACAGUAGAUGGAUCACUACUUAGCGUGUCACAUUUUAAACAGACUCAUGACAACCGUUCAGUAUUAAUCGCAUAAAUCCUCCCGACGCCACGCGACAGAUUUCAAAGGGAAGUCUUAAAUCGAGACAAUCUGUGGAGGCCUUUACGCUUCGUCACGUUGUUUGUUUGUUUGUUUUUUUCCCUUUUUCUACAUAUAAACCCCCCCCUUCCCGCCUCCCGCCGCGCUCGCGUUCUCCCACGUUGAGUCCGGACGCCCAUUCAACCUCACAAAAUAACUGGACUGCCUGGCCGUGUUCCUUCGCCGCAGGGAAAGCAGUCGUAGUCGGCCGAGCUGACCGGCGACCUCUCGCCCGCUUCGUAGAGAGGACUGGGUCGGCUGGACGAAGGCGGUAGGCUGAUUUCUUUUCGAAUCAAAGGAAGUGCCUCUGUAUUCCCAUUAUGCAAUUUGUCAAACAUGAAUUCAGGUUGUUUUGUUUUUUUUUUCCUCACAUAUAAGCUAUAAGUGAAUGGUAAUUGAAAUAAAAAAAAUAAUUAACAAAAAAAAUGUCAGGAGGGAAUGGAGAGAAAAAAAACAAAAAAAAAACAAUGACAGCUCACUAGAUAAUCUCAAGCAUCUUGAUAUAUAAUACACUUUUAUAUAUAUUUAUAGAUAUAUACGGUUUUUUUUUUUUUCGUUUUUUUUCUAGUUUGCAAGAUAAGCUUUGUGGCAGUCUAGUUAUUUUUUGAAGCAUGGCAUACAUCGCACAGUCAUAGGAUGCAUCUGGAAACCGCUAAUCGGAGCAGAGUCGAAGCCCACGACCGCCGGAAACCCCAUCGGUAGAGACGUAGCGUGUCGGCUACCGUAGCCCAGGAUUAAAAAUUAAACGAACAGAUUUGUUUUUUCUUUAUUGUUUCGAUGGGACGUGUUGUUCUUGAAACUAAAUGAUGUAUGUUGAUUGAGCCAUGUGCAAUGCCUUGGUAGAGGAAUUGUGUUUGUUAGAGAAUGUUUGAGGGUGUCACGCAAAAAAAAAAAAAAAAAAAAAAAAAAAAAAGGAGGGAAACCCUCUUAAGAUUUUUUUUUUUUUUUUUUUUUCCCUGUUUGUUCGUUUGUUUUUCAAGUCCACGUGCUCCGGGACUCUAAAUACACGAGCGGUGAGAUAAAAAAAAAAAAAUGAGAAAGAAAAAAAAAAAGUUUGGGGGACAUUGUUUUAGUUUUCCUUUUUUUUUUUUUUCGUUGUUUCCUUUUAUCACUUUUUCAAGAAAAGAAAUUCAUUUUUAUUGACGGGAGUUAAAGGAACAAUUUCGCAGCUCGUAAAAAUAUAUAUCGUUAUGAAAACUGGUGCUUUCGUAAAAGAAUAAAGUACAUUCAGUCUCUAUUAUACAUAAAUAAUAAUAAACAAAAUUAAGUGUUAUCAUAAAAACUAAUUUUUAGGAAAUCAUGCAUUUCUCUAUUUCUUUGUAUUUACCGGGGAGAGGGGAGCGGGGUGUUCAUUGGACGGAAAGGUUGUUGUAACAAAAGGCAUUUUUCUCUCCCAAACCUUUACAAACAGCAGAAAGAAGAAUCACAUCCUCUUGUAAAAAACAAAAAAACCUCAACAAAAACAAAGAAAAAAAACUUGUAAAAAUUGUCAUUUGUUUUUUCCUGCGGACUCUAUCCUACCCACCCGAGAUCCUAACGUGGAACAGAGACGAGAUCUUCCCAAUGUUCCGGGAGACGCACAAGUCUGGAUUCCUGUUCCUGAACGACAACAAGAUAAAAAAAACAACAACAACAACAACAACAUGCUGUAAAUGACGACGUCUUCAUUUGUGACUCGCUUUCCAGGGUUUCCUCCGUCUUCGGCCAGCGGGGUUCUAGUCAUCCGAGUCAUUGGCAACUCGAACCCUGUUUCCCGCCCCACCUGAAAGCCCCUCCGAGUCCCCCUCCCCCGAACACCCACCAGCUGUAAAUGAUGAUAAAUAUUUGUUUGGUGACGUAGUGUUAUAGACUCAGAGCAUCUUUAAAGGUUGUCCCUAAAAAGUGCCUUUUGUUCACAGAUUCCAUCUUGUAUUCCUGAGUGCCCGUCUCAAAAGAAAAGAAGUCCCUCCCUCAUAUUUCUAUAUCUUUCUCUUCUUCUUCUUCUUCUUCUUGAAGCUUUUUCAAGCAGUAUACAUAGUACUAAAGGAAAUUGGUGUGAUUUAGUUGCUCUUUUUAUUGUUCAAUACUAUAGAAAAGCUGAAAAAAAAAAGUUUAAAAAAAAAUAAUCUCCGUCUUGCUUCUCUUCCUCUGUAUCUUGUCGUCUGUUUAUCUUGGACACUGGAGUAGUCUGUAGCUGCGUAUCCUUCUCUCUCUCUCCCCUCAACUUUCUUUCCUCCCUAUUCUCUCUACAGCGCGGUUUAAAAAAAGAAAAACGUAAAAAAAAAAAAAAAAUUACGCAAAGAUUUUUUUGUUUUGUUUUGUUUUUGUCUGAGCAGAAUGCAAUUAGCUCACAUGUUAUCCUUGUCUGUACGCUUCACAUUGUAUUACCAUACCCACCUUCUCCAGCUUCUCCAUUCAGCAGCUAAUGUAAGUGAACAAGUUGCACCACGAGGCUCUGGGCUGGGCCGGGGGCAUGGGCGGGUUGGGGCCGACGAGAGGGGGCCGUUUCCGGGUGGAGGGGUAAGAACACACGGCUGUGAUAACCAGCGGGACUGCUAGCAUAGAUAGCAUACAUUUUUUUGGGGGGGGGGGUUCUUGGUUUUUGUUUCUGCCUAUUGUGGAGAAAUCUUUAGAAUAAUGUGUGUGUGUGACCAGAUAUUUGAAAGGAAAGGAUAAAGACUCUGCCCACAUGAACGCAAAUAUUUUACUAGUAUUUUUUUCCAUUAAUGAUUGGAAAGUUAUGAUUUUUAGACACGUUUCCAAGUGCAAUAGAGACUUGGCCAACAGAUACUUGAAAAGCUAAGGACAGAACAGCUUCCUUUGCACGUGAUGAGAGACGAUGGCAACAAACAGCCGUGAUUAUUAGUUUUCUACAUUUCUCUCAGCAUUAAAAAGAAAAGAAGAAAACUUAACUAAGGAGCUGAAAUGGCAACGCGCUCCAAUAAAAACAAUGUCUUACAAUUAUUAGGGAAUAGCAGAGUGUCGUGAUUUGGGUUUUUGGAAAUUGUCUGUAUUGUGAAGUCAGAUUUUCUGACUCUAAAUUUCGAAAUACAUUAAUGCCUCUAGAAGUAGAAAAGUGUGAGAUCUUGAGUCCAACGCUGCACAAAAGUUAAAUGUAUUUAAAGUUUGAAAUUUGAAGUAUUCAUUAGAGCAUCUCACAAUGUCUGGUUAAACCAGUAAAAUGUCGAUUUGUGAUCCUGUUCAUUCAGUUUUUGAAACGCAAUAAUAUAAAACGGCAUUUCUUACAUCUGGCUUUCUAGAAUUUUACCAACUUCGAUUAGAGUCCAACUCUGGAAGAGAAGCAAAGUGUUUCUAGUCCUGCCACUUAUUUCUAUUUCAGCAUUCCUUCAGAAGAGCGCUAACAGCAGAUGUUUCGCUGCAGGUUAGCUGAAGAAGAUCCUAGAAAAACAUCGCAACUGAUGAAGUCAGAGCCUGAAAGGUUCACAUUCAGACUUAUCAGCUGGGAGUUUUCUGGUUUCUGGCACUUUGUGAUUUUUUUUUUUUUUUUGCAGUCAAUUUAAUGAAACAAUCAACCAUGCUGUCACAAGAAGCCACUCAUAUUGCAGAGACCCGUGUGUUUUUUUUUUUUUUUUAAGGAGUGUGUCUGGAGAAUCUGCCUCUGCGCCAGCCGUAACCAUCUUUAUUGUUUUUACACACCUUGUUUCCAACAUGUUCUGUUGGGCUCAGAUUAGCGGUCCAGUGACUCCAACCCGCCUGGUUAUCCUUUCACUUCUUACCCAGUUCCAGCAGAGAGCGCCCCUCUCUUCUCCCCCAUCCUUUCUACAGAGCAGCAUCCCAUCCUCACAGGCCCCCCUCCCAGAGCCCGUGGUGAAAUGCAUGUGUUAAUUACAGUUUCUUUUCCAUAAUAAUAAUAAAACGCAGUUUGAAAAGAGCAAUGCCUUUACCUGAUUGAAUAAAAGGAUGUUCUUGACUGUAA
Messenger RNA from Xiphophorus maculatus (southern platyfish), 9569 nucleotides. It is a transcript of the gene nfixb, whose product is annotated as nuclear factor I X. Gene Ontology annotation, biological process: regulation of transcription by RNA polymerase II. Lineage: Eukaryota; Metazoa; Chordata; Actinopteri; Cyprinodontiformes; Poeciliidae. The record is from RefSeq and is a predicted model, not a curated record. Gene Ontology annotation, molecular function: RNA polymerase II cis-regulatory region sequence-specific DNA binding; DNA-binding transcription factor activity, RNA polymerase II-specific. The transcript has 13 exons. Gene Ontology annotation, cellular component: nucleus. The coding region runs from base 193 to 1932 and encodes 579 amino acids.